Messenger RNA from Diabrotica virgifera virgifera (western corn rootworm), 1575 nucleotides. RefSeq lists its product as uncharacterized. Bases 946 to 1560 code for a protein of 204 amino acids. NCBI's taxonomy places the organism in Eukaryota, Metazoa, Arthropoda, Insecta, Coleoptera, Chrysomelidae. The record is from RefSeq and is a predicted model, not a curated record. The transcript is spliced from 2 exons.
UUUUCCUAGCAAGCUUGGCUAGCCCUAGACCUGGCUCCUCCACCAAAUUUUUAAAUAUUCCCAAUUUCGCCCCUUCGCCAAACUUUUAAAUAUUCCGGUAUUAACAUCAUUAUCAUUAUUAUAUAUAAUAAAACUAAGUUGAUAAAAUGUGUGUGCCGAUAAAACUUAAAAAGGAUUCCCGAUACGAUAAAGGGACUUUAUCGUAGCCCUUUAUCCCCCCUCGAACAAGUAAGUUCCCGUUUUAACUUAAAGGGCGUAUUUUUAAAGAUAUAAGGGCUUUUCCAAUUCCUCAACUUGAAAAUUAAGUGAAGUAGUGGCGCCAUCUGUUGUCGAGUAGUUGAACUCCAUUCAGAACAACGAUUAUUUGAGUUGCGUUUCGAAUGGCGCUACGGGCAAUUACAGCAUGUGUAGCAAUGACGCGAAAUUUGAAAUUCCAAUUUCAACAAAGUCUUAAAUUACAUUUGUUUCUAUAAUAAAGUUAUUAAAUUUUGUGUAUUUAUACAGCAUUAAGUAGCUUUUAUUUUGGAGUUGAAGCGAGAUAAGUUUAGUUAUUCAAAUUAUUAAUUAUUAAUUCUGAAAAUAUUUAAAAAUUUAAGUUUUCAAAUUUCGCGCCUUUACUACUUAUGCUAUAGCUGCAGAACUUAUUGUUACGGCGGACGAUAAUGUCGAGUACAUUCUAGAAUGUGUAAAAGAAAAUACUCUCGAACUUUUCCGAAUAUGCUAGAGCCUAGCUCUCUGAAUAUAUAAGGGCCCGGUAUCACCCGCCAGAGUUAGUUCGAUUUGAAAAGCGAUUGCGAAAGGAACUGAAAGAAGUUAUCUGUGAGCAUUUAUUUUGAAGUAUCACGUGUCAGUAUUUUUAAUAGUGUGUUUAAUUAAUUCUCGAUUUUGAAGCCGAGAAGAAAAAAGUCGUCUGUGAGCCUUUAUUGUGAAAUAUCAAAUAAUACAAUGCCUAGACGUAAAAAAGGAGGAGAUCUUGCCAGUUCUGCAGCGAAACGGCGGAAACAAAAAGAACAUAGAAGAAAUGAAACGGAAGAAGAGCGCGAAGCACGUUUACAAAAUCAACGAACUAGGAUGAGAACUCUGAGAAGCACAAAAAAUGAAGAAAGAAAAGAGAACGAAAGUAUAGAAGAAUCGAGAAUUUUAAAAGAUAAUUUAACAAAGGAAGCAUUCCACUACGAACCGACGAAAAAAUAUUACAAUCAUAAACAUGUUGUGAUCGGAAAAAUGGAUAACAUUUGCCAAUUUUGCCACGCGAAAAAAUUCAGUAAAGAAACAGCAGGUCUCUGUUGCAUGAAUGGAAAAAUUCGACUACCACCACUGGAAGCACCUCCACAGGAAUUUCUACAUUACAUGACCGGGGAAACACAAGAAUCAAAACACUUUCUUCAAAAUAUAAGAUCAUAUAACUCCUGCUUUCAAAUGACUUCUUUCGGUGUUACUUCGACCAACACUAAUAGAAAUAAAUUUGAAUAUGUAUUUUCAAUUCAGGGGCAAAUUUAUCACAAAAUAGAUCAAAAGAUGAAACAACAGCACAUUUUGCUAAAAUACUUUUACAAAUAGGUGAAGACACAUAUC